This is a messenger RNA of Desarmillaria tabescens, 1369 nucleotides long. RefSeq lists its product as uncharacterized. The coding region runs from base 141 to 1196 and encodes 351 amino acids. The transcript has 5 exons. Lineage: Eukaryota; Fungi; Basidiomycota; Agaricomycetes; Agaricales; Physalacriaceae. Gene Ontology annotation, molecular function: 6-phosphogluconolactonase activity; protein binding. The record is from RefSeq and is a predicted model, not a curated record.
AGAAUGCCGGCCACGUGGGCGGCAGACUCCGUACUCUCCCACGUGAUCGCGACUGAGUUGUUCCGAACUUCAUAAUUGGAUCAUUUCGAGGCGGCCUUGGGUUUUCUUACCAAGUCUUCCUGUGCUGAUAAGUACAUACCAUGGACAUCCACAUCCUUUCUGGCUCAUUCACCUCUCUUUCUCUUUUCCUCCUCGCAUUCUCCCCCGUGAAUCGUUCCCUCCGGCUUCUCCGAACUAUACCCGCCUAUGGACCGCACCAGUAUAUUGCUCAGACCCCUCAGGCUGUAUACGCAACGACAUGGGCGUCUCCACCAGUCCUACAUGCAUGGGCUCUGCCUUCUCUGAACCACAUCGGCAGUGCGCCAAUCACAGCGACAUCGUCAUAUAUCGCCACCCUCGAUUCUCAUGUAUACUCCAUGGGUGGGCCCACAGGGGAAGUUCAUGCUCUCGACCCGACUUCCGGCGUCUGGGGACAGAAAAUCCAAGAGGUCCUGUUCGUCGAGCCCGACGAGCUGGAAGAGGCUGAUAAGACGCGGAAAGCGUUAAGAUACGGCUCUCAUGCGAUAGAGUUCACGAGCGAUGGGAAUUACGGGUUUGUUCCGGUCCUCGGCAUAGCCAAGGGACAGGCCGGAGAUGGCCCCCGGCAUGUGAAAGUGCAUCCAAACGGAGAAGUUGUCUACUGUGUGGCUGAACACAGUAACAAAUUGGACGUGUACACCUUCAGCACCACACCUGCACCUUCUCUCACGCUCGUCGCUUCUCAGCCUCUCUACGCCUCCGGUUCAGCCCUGUCCUACCGGGGUGACACCCUCUUACUCACGCCUUCAGCCAACCAGAUAUUCGCUACCACACGCGGGGCGACGUCCCACGAUCCAGAGUACUACGAGACCCCAACUUCAGGAGGGAAAGCCCACGCUAUCGACCUACUCUCCAAGUCUACAUCAUCCUCCCCAGACCAGGAGACCUUAUCUGUUCCAACAGAAUCGGUCUGGAUACUCCUUACUGAUGACGAUCCGUGCACCCAAACUGCCGAGCCCUGCGCGAGUGUACGCAUUCUUGAAUGGGAUGGCUGGGGUACAGGUGGGAUACAUGAAGUUGUUGCGUACGCUGGGACAGAGAUGCAGGGUGGAAGCCACGCUAUCUUCUUGCACGAACACGCCACUAUUGAGGGGGAAGCGCCUCAUGAUGAAUUGUAGAGUUGCCGAUGCAUGUUGGAGCACCCGAUCUUAUUCACUCUAGCUUCCUACUGGUCAACGCAUCAGAAUAUUUUGUAAUAAAUCGAAAGGGAAUCAGAUUGAUGUUCAACCGUGAAUGUAUCUCUAUUUAUGAGAACUUGACUGCCUUCUUCAAAGAAAGCGAUGUCUAGGAC